CACUGCUUCUCUCCUUUUCUUUUCAGUCAAGCAAAAUUGUUCUAUGCUGCCGUAGAUGUGAACUCCUUGCUGCACUGCCUCUGUCUCUUCUUUUCCAGAAACUUAAGGGCCUGAAUUACCAGCUGCAGAGAUCUAAAAGCUCUCACUGAAUCUGGAUGGAAUAUGGACAAGGAGAUGAAUAGCAGAAGGGAAGAAAGAGUAAAGUUGGUUAUUUUUCUGGCACAUGGAUGCAAUUACACUCAGUGCAUUCCAGAGGCGUUCCUUUGAAUCCUGUGCAGGUCUGCCUGCUGUUCCUGGGAGAAAGGAAGAAAAAGGGAGGAAAAGUCUCUCUUGCUUGGAGACGGAAUGUCUGCACUUUCAAUUCUCUUUUUAGCUUCCUGUUCUGUUUGGCUGUCCGAGGCUCAGACUGAAUUUAAGAGAGUGGCUGAAGAAAACGUGACUUUGCCCUGUCACCAUCGCCUGGGCCUCCUGGAGCAAGGGAGCCUGGAUAUUGAGUGGCUGCUGCACAUUUCCGAAACAGUACAAAAAGCGGUGAUCACUUACUCUGGAGGCCGUGUUUAUGAUGACCUGAAUGAGGAACAGAAAGGACGUGUUUCCUUCACAUCCAACUUCCUUGCUGGAGAUGCAUCCUUACAGAUCAUAUCCCUGCAGUCCAGCGAUGCGGGGAAGUACAUAUGUAAGGUUAAAAAUGCUGGGCAGUACGAAUGGGCUCGCAUCACCCUGAAGGUUGUAGAAAAACCUUCCAAGCCCAAAUGCUGGCUAGAAGGGGAGCUGUUGGAAGGAAAGGAACUGUCCUUGCAGUGCCGUUCCGCCUCUGGCACUGCACCCAUCUCCUACCGAUGGCAGCGCAUAAAUGAGGAAGAUGAGAGAGCUGAACAUCUCCCGCCUACAUCAAGAGUCAACAUUUCUAAUCCUGGGCAAGUUCUCCUGAAGAAUCUUACACAGAUGAGCACAGGGUUAUACCAAUGCAUUGCCACCAACGAGGCUGGACAAGAAAGCUGUGUUGUUCAGGUGACAGUGCAGCAUGCACAAAAUAUCGGCAUGAUCACUGGAGCAGUUUGUGGUGUGGUGGUGGGACUUUCCCUGCUUUUCCUGGUGGUGAGGCUGACAAUAAGGAGGAAAGAAAAGAAGAGAUAUGAGGAAGAGGAGGCACCAAAUGAAAUCAGAGAAGAUGCAGAGGCACCCAAGGCCCAUCUCGUCAAGCCCAGUUCCUCUUCCUCUGGUUCCAGGAGCUCACGUUCAGGUUCCUCCUCAACCAGGUCGACAGCCAACAGUGCCUCUCGCAGUCAACGGACUUUGUCAACGGAAGCUACUCCCCAUCUAACUCCUCCCCAGUACAGCCAGAGGGAGACGGAAGGAAAAGAAAUUGAGCCAAAGAAAGUUGACUACACUAACCUGAUGAAAAUGGGUGCAACGCUGGUCAUGGUGCCUGCCCAAAGCCGAGCGUUCCAGACCGUGUGACUGCUCACCAGCCGUCUGGAGACUCCUGCUGUCCAGAAACACUUCACGUAACACCAGCCACAUAGGAAUUGUUAGAUUAGCUAGUUAUCUUCCUGGUCAGCUUAAUUUUAAUCACUUGUGAUUAUUCACACCACAAGAAGCCCUCCCACUCAACUCUUUCUUACAACUUCCAGCACUGAGGUUCUGAUACAGAAUUUUUUUUUUUUUUGAAGAAAGAUACA
Molecule: messenger RNA, 1682 nt
Organism: Aptenodytes forsteri (emperor penguin)
Lineage: Eukaryota; Metazoa; Chordata; Aves; Sphenisciformes; Spheniscidae
Gene: CLMP
Product: CXADR like membrane protein
Exons: 7
Coding region: 346-1461 (371 amino acids)
Cellular component (GO): cell surface; cytoplasmic microtubule; membrane
Source: RefSeq, a predicted model, not a curated record